Chlamydomonas reinhardtii is the source of this 1648-nucleotide messenger RNA. RefSeq lists its product as uncharacterized. Lineage: Eukaryota; Viridiplantae; Chlorophyta; Chlorophyceae; Chlamydomonadales; Chlamydomonadaceae. The transcript is spliced from 6 exons. The coding region runs from base 32 to 676 and encodes 214 amino acids. The record is from RefSeq and is a predicted model, not a curated record.
AAGGCGUGGCCGUGCCCUUCACGGCCGCCCAAUGCAGAGUCGCCCUCGCUCUUCUGAUCUGGCAGCUCGCGCCUCUCAGCAGCAUUCACUACAGAGGUGUUCGCAAACCAGUACGCAGCACCUAGCGGCCUCACCGUCCGCUGUGGCGGCCCUCGCGCGGCUGGCCAGCAGCGUCCAGUGCCUGGGGCACCGCCGCUUUGUGGUGGCGCGGCCACAGCCCCAGACACCACGCAAUGUGAAGGUCUGCGCCUCGUGGACUUGGAGGCAUCCGACUGACUCCAUCUUCCAGGAGCUUGAACAGCAGGUUGGGCAGGUGGUGCUCGGGGGAGGUGGUAAGGUACCCGCGCAAGCCACGGCCGAGAGCAAGAAACUGAAGAAACAGCUGCUGCGGUUCGACGCAAUCAGGGGCCUCCAGGUUGGACAGAUUGUGGACUGUGAAGUUCAUGGCUGUGCCUCCCGCACGAAGCCGAGGGGUCUGCGGGCGACGUUUCCGGUUGCCUGCCUGCCUGGCAUUAUGGACAACAUACGACUGCUGGGCUACUUGCACGGAGGCUCGGUCUCGCGUGACAACGUGCAGCAGAGCGCGCACACACCUCGUGGGCUUGCUCCAGCCGCCAUGGCGCCGUGCCAUUGCCACUGCCACGGCAUAUGUGACGUGUGCCUUGAGCUUUUAUAAGCUACCGGGGAUUCUAAGUGCUACCUUCAUGUUAUAUGUUUGUGUCGCAGGUCGGCCAGCUGAUGGACGGAGAGGUGGAGUCCUGGGGCCUGGUCGUGCGUGUGGCGCGGCCGCCCGGCGGCAGCGGGAGCGGCAGCAGAAACGCAGAUGCUGCCGCCUCUGCCGCCUCCGCUGCCGGCGUUGUCGGCGUGAUGCUCCGCACGCAGAUCUCUUGGGAGCGGGUGGAAGACGCGGCCUCGGUCUUCAAGGUCGGCGACAAGCUGCGAGCUGUGAUACUAAUUCAUCCCGGCAUCAGUCAGUGGGGCGCCUUGCUCAGCACCAAGGUGCUCGAGAGCAACCACGGUGCGUGCUUGCGGGCUGCGGAUGUAUGCAUGUGUGGGAUGAGUUGCGUGCGCGCAAGCGCUUUGUAAUCCGGCCUGGACAUGUAGGGGCAACGCUGCAAGGGGCUGCGUGGUUCGUAACCCGUGGCGCACGCCGGCACACAAGGGGAGCACGUUUGGGGUGUUUGUGCGCACCCGGAUGCAUCAUGGAAUGCUAGUCAUUUAGCUGCCUGAAACCCUGACGAAUUGGGGCUAAGGUGCACUGGGACCACUUGCGUCGCCAUCGUUCGGUCCCACACAAGCAACAUGCUGCGCGGCCCGGAGUCGCGCUACGCGGACGCCGAGGUGGCGGCAGCGGCAUGGCGGGUGGCACGUGAUGAGGCCCUGCUGGCGUCCCGCGCUGCCGUCGGACACGCCCAGGCGGGCUCACAGCCGGGAGAGGUCAUGGCCAAGGCAGCUUUCGCAGAAGCUGUGGAGGUGGCAGCAGGCGCGACGUGCCUGGGGCCAACGAGCAGGCGGAGGCGUGAGUACGCGGCGUUGUUCUGUUGCGAACUUGUGAUGUGUGCGGCUGUUGCCCGCCAGAACCUAGCGCGGUCGCAGAGCUACGAUGGUGGUGGGUGCGGGUUCAGCGGGUCACGCACAGCACGAGUAC